ACCUCAAAGUCAAGGCCUUCGCCCGGAUGAUCCCGGACCCCGAGAAGGCCCGUAAGGAGGCCGCCAGGCCCCGGACGGACGACAAACCCGAGAAGCUUCUAGCACCGGCUAGAAUGUUCGUCAGUAAUAUUAUUUACCAGAAGCUGAGUGAUGACCCACUCGUCUAUGCCAAGGUGUUGGUGGCGGUGGCGAGUAGUAAAGCGUGUCGGGCGCUGCUGACGCGCGGCGCACCGCUGCAGGUGUACUGCCUCGAGACCGGCAAGCUGUACCCGCUGGAGGCCGAGGCAAAGAAGGAUGUAUCCCGUAUAACCCUCACCGGGGACGAGGAGGUCUCAGGAGUGUUAAUAGCUCUAGCCACGCGACUCUACCAUCCUUCUCACCAGGGGCAGGAGACGGAACAGGUAUCGGACAGAGACCGGGAACAAGACGGUGAGCGUAUACUCGAGGUUCGAGACGCCGCGGAGCACAUGAUCGAUGCCUGCGAAACUAACCAGCAAGCUGAACCAGCCAUCCAGCAACCCAGCAAUCCGUCUAGCCAGCAAGAUCAAACCAGCAACGAUGGCACGUCGGCUAACACAGCACACACGGUGCUGCUGAACAUACUUUCAAACAAGACCAUUCAGAUACAGCCUUGUCCGGGCUCCACGGUGACGACGGUGACCACCGUGACCACGGUAGCGCCGCCACCGCCGCUCACCACACCUAGACCCGGAUCCGGACCCGGACCCGGCGAGGUCGUCGAACUCAGCGACGAAGACUGAAUACCAUCUGAUGCACACCUAACAAGAUUAUAUAGCUACAAAAAGUUUUUUUAAUAUUUAAAUUUAAUCUGAAACUAGCUUUUGGAGCGUUCGCUUCUUCUUAUUUUCAAUUAUAAAACAUGCUUAUCUAUGUGCAAUAAUGUAACGUACGUACAGAUUGUCCCAACAAAGUCUAGGAUUGUACAAGUUCAUAGGGAUUUCUGUAUUGAUGUUUUAUCCCUUUCUUACGAUAUAAAGUCAAAGUGACAGAUUAUGUGAAACGAUUAAUAACCAGCUAUUUGAAGCUUGUAGCGUCUUUAUAUUAUAAAAUAACAUUAUUAGGAUGUAAGCUAGCAUUAGGUAGUAAAAAUUAAAAAAUAACAUGAAUACCAGGGUAUUUAUAAUAUUUUCCAAUAGUGUUCAUUUAUAACGCAAGACGCUGAGCAGUUGAAGUAGGGUUGUGGUUUCAUUUGAAACUUCUAUAAAUUCAUUUCAGAAUCAAAAGCCAUUUUACAAUUUAGAGUAUUAUAAAAUUAUUACCUUAUUUGGAAUUGAGUCACCUACUUCUUAGCCUUCUUAGGUCUCGACUUUUAACUUAUUUGAAAGUAGAUAAAGGUCAGAGCACACCGGCUGCGUGUGCGAAGACGUGCACGUGCGAGUGCGCUAAAAUAUUCGAACCGUGCACGCACACGUCCUGCAAGCGGUGUGCCGUCUCUUAUAAGGAUGUGUAUAGUACAACGCGCACGUCUAAGCACACGCAUCCGGUGUGCACAAGCCUUUAAAGGUAAUAACGGAAAUUAGUUUUUUUGCAUCUGAAUACAGUCAGUCAGUCAGUUUUUUUGCAUCUGUAUUGUCUGUUGAUGAGACGAGCGAUGCUGAUACCAUUAAAUACUGGUCUGACUUCAAUUUUCUACUUUAUUCGAUUGUUCUGUUUGACAUAAACUAAUGAAUGAUCGUUUCGCAUAUUUAAUGUAUUGUUAGAUAUAAUGCGAAUUUAAUUAGGAUUUUUAAAUUACUUACCUACUUAUGUAAUAAAAAAAAGUGUUAAAAUAUGGAAAAAAAUAUGUAAAAUGCUGUAUUAGACGAAACUGUUUUGGGGUAUCAGUCCUAAAUUGUUAAGUCGUUAAUACUCUCCGAGCAACGGUACUAUAGACGCGGCAAGGGGAGGGGGGGGAGAUGAGCGAACGAGAUGGUCUUACGGAACUUUUAGUAGGAGCAGCAGAGAAAGCACUAUUAUUGUUUGUCAUUGUCAUAGUCUCAUUUUUCAUUUCUGGCUGAUUCUAACAGUCCUAAGUGCCACUUCAAAGCGGUAGACGUUUUGUUGUUGGCCCCCGGUUCCUGGUGGGUAGCAAGGAACCCGACUAAAUUACGUAGGUUGUUUUUGAUAUGUUGUAAGUAAUGUUAAAACGUGUUUUUAAUUUCGUCGCAUUGUGUCUGAGGGCCUACCGGCAACCAGGGACCGGCCCGCUAUCCCUUAUCGGGGUAUUAUAAGGGUAUUGCAUAAGGCUUAACUCACCAUACCCUUUGCCAGACGAAACCCUUUGUUUUGCUUUUAAAAACCCUUAUAUAAAGCUACCACAUUUGAGUAAUCGGUAGCCCAAAUACCCUUACAAAACCCUUAUCAUCCGCUCACCAACACCUUGCAUAUUGCUUAUAAGGGUUAGCCUUAUAAAGGGCUUCCCUUUUAGCAUAUAAGCGUGCUAAUUUAAGUCGUCUACCUUGUUCAUAAAGCACACAUUACUUCGAAUCCGAGCGAUCGUCGGCGGCGACGGCGGCGUUCUUUGACUAGGCACGUAUUUUCUUUCCUUUUCAUACACUACCGUAGAUAUAUACUAA
Molecule: messenger RNA, 2576 nt
Organism: Cydia strobilella
Lineage: Eukaryota; Metazoa; Arthropoda; Insecta; Lepidoptera; Tortricidae
Exons: 5
Coding region: 27-761 (244 amino acids)
Source: RefSeq, a predicted model, not a curated record